Messenger RNA from Saccostrea cuccullata (small rock oyster), 415 nucleotides. Its product is annotated as perlwapin-like protein. The record is from RefSeq and is a predicted model, not a curated record. Gene Ontology annotation, cellular component: extracellular region. Lineage: Eukaryota; Metazoa; Mollusca; Bivalvia; Ostreida; Ostreidae. Gene Ontology annotation, molecular function: peptidase inhibitor activity. Bases 82 to 330 code for a protein of 82 amino acids. The transcript has 4 exons.
GCAAUAUAAAUAUAUCAAGAUUGAUAGUGUUGAAGGUUGGUCGAAGUCUCGAGCAAAUUUAGUCAUAAACUGCCUGGAAUCAUGAAAGUAGCACUUCUUUUUCUUGCGUCUAUUACACUUGUGUCAGCAUUCAAACUAGAGAAUGCCAAAAGAGCUACACAUGCUGGGCAGUGUCCAACAGUUGACUCGAAUCUCUUUGGUAUAUGUAUGUUUGACCCUACUAUAAAUUGUCUUAGUGAUGAUGAAUGCCAACCAACGGAGAAAUGUUGUCCAAGUGGCUGCAACAAGAAGUGCACGACAUCUGUUCAUCAUCAAUUGCUUUUGUCCUAAACACUCAAUAACCUUAUAGACAAUGAUAAUUAUAUACUGUUGGCUAAAUCAUUAAAAAUAUUGCUAGAGCUAACUACUAUUUUUA